This is a messenger RNA of Mus pahari (shrew mouse), 2579 nucleotides long. It is a transcript of the gene Trmt10a, whose product is annotated as tRNA methyltransferase 10A. Gene Ontology annotation, molecular function: tRNA binding. The coding region runs from base 252 to 1238 and encodes 328 amino acids. The record is from RefSeq and is a predicted model, not a curated record. Gene Ontology annotation, cellular component: nucleoplasm; nucleus; cytosol. Gene Ontology annotation, biological process: tRNA N1-guanine methylation. The transcript is spliced from 9 exons. Lineage: Eukaryota; Metazoa; Chordata; Mammalia; Rodentia; Muridae.
UGCAACCACCGCCUCUGCCUCUGGGAGUUGAAGUUCCUGAAGGAGGACUAACGCGUGGAGCCGAGAGCACUUCAGAAAGGCUUUCUGACCGCACCCCGGCGUUCCCCGCCGGCCCCGCGGCUCGUACUUGUUAAACUUGGAUUAGUGGAUGAAAAUGUGCUGCGACCAUCACUGCUGGUCGGGGAGAAGCCCCAGACUCGCUGCCAUAGAGAUUUACCUCGUGACCCAAACUAAAACCAGAAACAACAAAUAUGUCAUCUGAAAUGCUGCCAGCAUCCAUAGAGUCUCCUAAUGUGGAAAAAAAACUGGGUGCGAGUGACGGUGAAGAGGAGAGACAGAAGCCGAGAGUGGAUGCAGGGGCUGAGCCAAUAUCUAAACGGCAACUAAAGAAAUUGAUGAAACAAAAACAGUGGGAAGAGCAACGGGAACAGCGCAAGGAAAAACGAAAAGAAAAACGCAAGAGAAAGAAAUUAGAACGACGUCAGAUGGAGUCCAACUCAGAUGGAAAUGACAGGAAGCGUAUUCGGAGAGAUGUUGCUCGUAGCAGCCUCCGCCUUGUCAUCGACUGUAGCUUUGAUGACUUGAUGGUGUUAAAGGAUAUUAAGAAACUUCAUAAACAGAUUCAACGGUGUUAUGCAGAAAACCGCCGAGCAUCUCACCCAGUGCAGUUUUACUUGACAAGCCAUGGAGGUCAACUGAAGAAGAACAUGGAUGAGAACGACCAAGGAUGGGUCAACUGGAAGGAUAUUCAAAUCAAAUCAGAGCACUAUAGUGAACUCAUAAAAAAAGAAGACCUGGUUUAUCUGACGUCGGACUCACCUAAUGUACUGAAGGACUUAGAUGAGUCAAAGGCCUACGUGAUUGGAGGACUGGUGGACCACAACCACCACAAGGGACUCACAUUUAAACAAGCAUCCAGUUAUGGAAUCGAACAUGCACAGCUCCCUCUUGCAGAUUUUGUGAAGAUGAAUAGUCGAAAAGUCCUGGCGGUUAACCAUGUGUUUGAAAUUAUCCUGGAGUUCUUGGAAACAAGAGAUUGGCAAGAGGCAUUUUUUACAAUCUUACCCCAACGGAAAGGGGCUGUUCCUGCACACAAGGCCUGUGAAAGCUCUCCUCAGGACCACCAGUCCCUGACAGAAGGAUGGGACAGUGCCAGCGAGGGAGAGCAUUGCAGGGAUAAUUCUGAGUCACCACAGAAAGAGGAGCAGGGCCAGCAGAGCAGCCCAGUUCUGCAGUGAGCCCUGUCCCACAGUAACGUCCCCUGUUCUUCUCUCGCUUAAGAGAAACCAGACAGUGAGGUGCUUUGCAGCAUCCUCAGACUGCGAGAACAUUUUCUCUAGUCUAUGUUGUGGAAUUUUAAAUCUAUUUUAAGAGUUAAAUAAUAACGAAAAAAAAACUUUAAGCACUAAGAAAGGAUCAUUUGGUUUUGUGUAAGAAGACUUAAAGAUAUGAUUUCAAAAUUGCUUUAAGCUUCAAAUCAGUCAUGGGGGAUGUGGUAUAGGAGUCUGCCUUGGUUCGUCAUUCACUGGAGCAUAUCCUUCAGGACGUGACUUCUGACCCUUGAGCUUGGUUCUUUAAGUUCCUACCUGUGUCGUUUUAGUCUGAUGUCUAUUUGGUGGAGCAGAUAUUCAUAACUGUUCAGUGCGUCUUCUAGAAUGUUGAACUUUGGAAGGUAUGCUUUUUUCUGUAGCUUCGGUGUUUUGUCUAAGAAAUACAUUAAUUCUAGGAGGACUACCAGUUGUUUGCUGGGCUCAACAAGUCAUUCCUUUUAGACAAUGGAGUCCAUUCCUGUGCCUCCCUUGUGAUACCUUCUUAUGCUUCUGAGAUAGUUACAAGAAUUAUCUUAAAUCCUGUAAUGACAAUAACUUAUUCAAUUACACAAGUUUUGCUGGCUAGAUUAUUUUAUAAGCUUUUUUUGAAGGAUCGAUUUGUCUUUACCUCAGUUUAAAACAAAACAAAAAAGUUAUCCUUCCCAUAUAUUUUCCAUAUAUAUAACAUAUAUUUCCAUAAUGUUAGAUUUUAAUGUGAAUAUUGCACAUCUGCCUCCAACUAAUAGAAAUGUGUUUCUGUAAAUAACAUAUGCAUGUAGGAAAAUAUGCAUGUAAUAAUGUUUACAUCUGUCCAUAUCACAUUUUGCCUUCAUGCCUUAAUCCACAAUGACAGGACUGAUGUAUUCUUUGUGGAAUGGUUGUGUUGAAUUCACUAGUUUGAAUUCAUUAAGUGGGAAUUGAACAGUGGUUUGGAAGCUGAUGGAGACAGAGCAGAGGGACACUACACUGUUAGGCUCUGCACAGUAUUUGCAGAGAAGAAUUCAGAUCACAAGCCCCUUGCACAUGUACACUGGAACUCCAGGGGCUCUCACUGGAUUGCGACAAAAUCGGUUUCUGGUCUUCUUUUUGAUCUAAUGUAUGUGCUGUGUUAGCAUCACACUUAGAAGCUUAUUACAUUUGGUGUUGAUGGUCAGUGCCUAUUUCUGUUUGUUUAUUCGUAGUUACCUAUUGUAGCUAGCUCUUUCAAAGUCUAUAAAUGAAGUAUGUAAACAGUCAUAGUAUAGUUCUAAAUUAAUAAAGUUCAUGUUG